This is a messenger RNA of Colletotrichum higginsianum IMI 349063, 2268 nucleotides long. RefSeq names its product Cytochrome b2. Lineage: Eukaryota; Fungi; Ascomycota; Sordariomycetes; Glomerellales; Glomerellaceae. The record is from RefSeq and is a predicted model, not a curated record. The coding region runs from base 1 to 2268 and encodes 755 amino acids. Gene Ontology annotation, molecular function: heme binding; oxidoreductase activity. The transcript is spliced from 4 exons.
AUGCAUGCGGCAAAAAUGGCAACAUCAUCCUCACUUCCUGAGCUGCCGCCCAACUACCAAAAGGCCCUCGAGCUGAUCGACGAGGCCCACAGGCAAGACCCCAGGCCGUCGGCGGUCGAGUCGGUCCCUUUCGAGCUUGACUAUGCGCAGAAGAUGACGCGAUGGCUCGCCGUAAGGUGUCCGACGGCGCCUCCCGUAUUGCAGCUGGCCUGCCGCGCCCAACACUUCAGGAGAUGGGAGAUUCCCCGCAACACCUACCCAAUGACCCGGCCGGGCUACCUCACCUGGCGUGCGAAACUUAAGUCCCAGGCGGCGGCGCAGGUGGCCGAGCUCAUCUCGUCGUCGCCCGGAAUCCAGCCGGAGCUAGCCCGGGAGGACGUCGACCGCGUGGCGGCGCUGAUCCGCAAGGAGAACCUGAGCGCAGACGAGGAGACGCAGGUGCUCGAGGACGUGGCGUGCCUCGUCUUCCUCGACGACCAAUUUGACGCCUUUGAGAGCAAGGACGAGAUCGACGAGGAUAAGAUCAUCGGCAUCCUACGCAAGACAUGGGCCAAAAUGAGCGAGCCGGGUCGCGCUCUGGCGCUGAAGAUGGAUCACAGCGAGAGGGCCAAGAGUCUCAUCGGCAAGGCUCUGGCGGGCACCGGCAUCCGGAGGGGGAAGCCGUCCUACAAGAGACGCGGACCACCCAAGACUUCACUUCCGACCCCACGACGACGACGACCCACGUCAAAUGUCAUGCCGCCCCCGACACUCCAUCCCGCCGAGGUAUCCAGACACAACCGCCUCGACGACCUCUGGCUCGUCAUUGACGGCCGCGUCUACGACUUCUCUGCCUUCGUCCGCGAGCACCCCGGGGGUAUCGCUGUGAUCCUUCAGUGUGCCGGCAAGGACGCGACCGACGUCUACUCCGAGGUCCACGGCCCCAAUCUCGUCCGAUCCACGCUUCCUCCGGACUGUCAUAAGGGCGUCCUGGCCCCCGGCGCCGUCUCGGCGAAGCCUCGACAGCAUAGUUUCCAGCAGCAGCAGCAACGGAAACCCCAAGAAACCAUGGCCGGUGCUAGACGGGCCAUCGAGUCCCUCCCCUCCAAACCGCCCCUCGACACCCUCAUAUCCGCCCACGACUUCGAACAGGCCGCGUCGGCCUCCCUCUCCCCCAAAGCCUGGGCCUUUGUCUCCUCCGCCGCGACGGACCUGCACACCAAGGCCCGCAACGCGUCGGCCUACUCCCUCAUCGGCCUGCGCCCGCGCGUCCUCGUCGACGUCGCCGCUGUCUCCACCUCUACCACCAUGCUCGGCCACCCCAUGCGCUCCCCCGUAUUCUGCCCCCCGACCGCCAUGGCCCGCCUCGUCCACCCGGACGGCGAGAAGGAGCUCGCCCGCGCCUGCAGGUCAGCCGGCGUCCCGCAGUGCGUCUCCGUCUCCGCCUCCUUUCCCCUGGACGAGAUCCUCGCCGCCCAGGCCGCCCACCAGCCCGCCACCCCCUACGACGUGCCCGUCUUCUUCCAGCUGUACGUCGACAAGGACCGCGCCAACUCGGAGCGCCUCCUCCGCUCCGCCCAAGCCCAGGGUGUCAAGGCCCUCUUCCUGACCGUAGACGCCCCGAUUCCCGGCAAGCGCGAGGCCGACGAGCGCGUACGCUCCGACGAGUCCCUCGGCUCGCCCAUCUCGGGCGCGCGCGCCGUCAACGACGCCAAAGGCGGCGCCCUUGGCCGCAUCAUGGGCAGCUACAUUGACGCCUCGGUGAACUGGUCCGACAUCGCCUGGCUCCGCCGCACCGUGCCGGGCCUGCCCAUCGUUCUCAAGGGUGUGCAGACGUGGAUGGACGCCGAACGCGCCGUCGAGGCCGGCGUCGAGGCCAUCGUGCUUUCCAACCACGGCGGCCGGAGCCUCGACACGUCGCCGGCCACCGUCACGGUGCUACUGGAACUGCAGAAGAACUGCCCGCACGUCUUUGACAGGCUGGAGGUGUACGUCGACGGCGGCGUCUCGCGCGGGACCGACAUUUUCAAGGCGCUGUGUCUGGGCGCCAAGGCCGUUGGCGUCGGCAGGGGGUUGUUGUACGGGCUCAACUACGGCGCCGAGGGCGUCGAGCGCUAUAUCGAGAUUCUGCGAGACGAGCUGGAAACGACCAUGAAGAUGUGCGGUGUCACAAGCCUCGACCAGGUUCACCCGGGCUUUCUCAACACGCUGGCCGUGGACCACCUGAUCCCGGGACGACCGCACAAUCCCAACACGCCCUGGCGCCGUGACAGGCAUAGCCGGUUGUGA